AGUAAGAGCAAGCACUUUACAUGAUCAAAGACCGAGUGCAAAAACCUCUCGAGUCUGUUGCAGAGUACCAAAAACGGUUCUACCGAAUGUUUGUGAAGACUGAGCGAGGCGAGCAAGUCGGGAGAGAUUUGUUUAUUGAUGGGCUUUGUAGCCGAACGAUAAGGGCGAAGUUGCAAAAGCAAUUUUUCCCCAUCACCCAUACAUUGCAACAGAUCAUGGCUGCUGCAGAAGAAAUGGAACGAAAGUUUGCGGCGAACUUCCUGGAAGGAGAAGACUAUUCUAGGGAAGGAGAUUCGUCCGAACUUGCGAGGGCGAGAGUCGAGCUGGCCGCAUUACAGAACAAGUUUGAAAAUAUGGGACUUGUGUCUGGCCCGGUCACCUAUCUAGAACAGGUGGGCCCUAAACGACCAACCCCAAAUGAGAUUCCGAGUGUCCCUGUCCCUGUGAUGCCAACACUUGUGAGAAUGCCCCCCCCGCCACCAAUCGAGAGUCCAGUAAGAACAAAUGAGUCCACGACCAUCUUCGAACUAACCAAGACGUUAAUUAGCCUAAUCCAGGAAAGCAAAAAGGAACAGCAAGAGCACAACGCUCGGUUGGAAGCCAUGAUGAGAAACAUGCGGCCCUUCGCGGUGCGUGCCCCUCCGAUCCAACAAGGACUGGCCCCGACGCCUGUUCUAGGAGGAGCCGCAAGCAAUAUGAAUGUCUGUUACGCAUGCCACCAGCCAGGGCAUCUAGCCCGUGAUUGCCCCCACCGACCCCCGCAACAACGGGUUGGAGUUGCACCAAUGGCCGCAGCUCCUAUCGCUAACGGACCAGGACGAGUGGGAGCCCUGAUGGAAGAAAUAGAAGGUGGGGGAAGUGCCUUGGCAACCACGGAAGAAGUCGCCGAGCUCAUCCCGUUAGAUCAGUAUGUAUCGCUUGGAUACCCUGGGCUUGGAAUGAUUGGAACGAUCAGGUCAGCGCCGGAACCCAAGGAAGUGGCGGAGUGGCAACCUUCUCCCGGAGAAAUGGAGUCGGGAGGACUCACCUUCGUCACAGGGGAGAUCGACUGGGUUCGGUGUCCGAUGGGGAUUUGCAACGCGCCUGCCACGUUUCAGCGGACGAUGAACAUGACAUUCCAGAACUUCGUCAACAAGACGCGGCUAACUCAGGGAAUGAUCAACUUCUAUGUGAUCGUAUACAUGGAUGACAUCCUUGUCUACUCGGACACUUAUCACGGGCAUGCACAACACAUUGAGUGGACGCUGGGAGCACUGAGGGACGCUGGAUUUAAGAUCGCGCUCGAAAAAAGCGAAUUUUUCCUUUCGGAAAUUUCGUUCUUGGGCUACGUCGUGACGCGUGGAGAACUGCGGCGUGACUCGAGAAAGGUCGCGGCGCAAGCACUUUACAUGAUCAAAGACCGAGUGCAAAAACCUCUCGAGUCUGUUGCAGAGUACCAAAAACGGUUCUACCGAAUGUUUGUGAAGACUGAGCGAGGCGAGCAAGUCGGGAGAGAUUUGUUUAUUGAUGGGCUUUGUAGCCGAACGAUAAGGGCGAAGUUGCAAAAGCAAUUUUUCCCCAUCACCCAUACAUUGCAACAGAUCAUGGCUGCUGCAGAAGAAAUGGAACGAAAGUUUGCGGCGAACUUCCUGGAAGGAGAAGACUAUUCUAGGGAAGGAGAUUCGUCCGAACUUGCGAGGGCGAGAGUCGAGCUGGCCGCAUUACAGAACAAGUUUGAAAAUAUGGGACUUGUGUCUGGCCCGGUCACCUAUCUAGAACAGGUGGGCCCUAAACGACCAACCCCAAAUGAGAUUCCGAGUGUCCCUGUCCCUGUGAUGCCAACACUUGUGAGAAUGCCCCCCCCGCCACCAAUCGAGAGUCCAGUAAGAACAAAUGAGUCCACGACCAUCUUCGAACUAACCAAGACGUUAAUUAGCCUAAUCCAGGAAAGCAAAAAGGAACAGCAAGAGCACAACGCUCGGUUGGAAGCCAUGAUGAGAAACAUGCGGCCCUUCGCGGUGCGUGCCCCUCCGAUCCAACAAGGACUGGCCCCGACGCCUGUUCUAGGAGGAGCCGCAAGCAAUAUGAAUGUCUGUUACGCAUGCCACCAGCCAGGGCAUCUAGCCCGUGAUUGCCCCCACCGACCCCCGCAACAACGGGUUGGAGUUGCACCAAUGGCCGCAGCUCCUAUCGCUAACGGACCAGGACGAGUGGGAGCCCUGAUGGAAGAAAUAGAAGGUGGGGGAAGUGCCUUGGCAACCACGGAAGAAGUCGCCGAGCUCAUCCCGUUAGAUCAGUAUGUAUCGCUUGGAUACCCUGGGCUUGGAAUGAUUGGAACGAUCAGGUCAGCGCCGGAACCCAAGGAAGUGGCGGAGUGGCAACCUUCUCCCGGAGAAAUGGAGUCGGGAGGACUCACCUUCGUCACAGGGGAGAUCGACUGGGUUCGGUGUCCGAUGGGGAUUUGCAACGCGCCUGCCACGUUUCAGCGGACGAUGAACAUGACAUUCCAGAACUUCGUCAACAAGACGCGGCUAACUCAGGGAAUGAUCAACUUCUAUGUGAUCGUAUACAUGGAUGACAUCCUUGUCUACUCGGACACUUAUCACGGGCAUGCACAACACAUUGAGUGGACGCUGGGAGCACUGAGGGACGCUGGAUUUAAGAUCGCGCUCGAAAAAAGCGAAUUUUUCCUUUCGGAAAUUUCGUUCUUGGGCUACGUCGUGACGCGUGGAGAACUGCGGCGUGACUCGAGAAAGGUCGCGGCGUUCUUCUGUAACCAGGGAGUGUACGAGGCUGCUGAGUUUCGUUUUGCAGGAAGUCCCCGGGCGGUUGUUUUAGCAGAGGCGGUAGGAGUUCAUCGGCGAUCGGCUCCAAGAAUCAGCCACGUGUCUACGGUGGUCUCCUUCAGUGGCGACAUCAGCACCAUCAACCCGCUGCGGCAUACAGCUAUCAAGACGAUGCUCCGGCUGAGGGCACACCAGUUGGCGGCGGAGUGGAAUCAGUGGCUCACGCCCCACGGAGACAACCUUUUUCCCACUGACGGUGUCGAUUUCGACGGGAUUCGAACUUUCCAGCAUGAGCCAGCGGUGGCGCUCCCGGAACUCGUCCACUUCCCCCCUGGUCCACGAUCUCCCACUCGAGAUCGUCUCGCAGAGCGACGACAGCCCAGUCCCGCACGUUCUCACGCGAACCUUGGCCCCAUAUCUUCAGUGGUCGGUGUGCUUGGAGGAGCCGGGAGUUGCCGCAACCCGCCGUCACAGCGCGAUUAUCUGGACCCGCACGAGAUAGUCGAUCUCGCCUUCUUCCAAUAUCGGACGACUUCCGAAAACGAAGAGAUAGAGAUUGAAGCGGAAGAGGAAAGCUCGGAAGAAGAAAGCUUGGAAGAAGAAAGCUCGGAAGAAGAAGAGGAGGUCGAAGAAGAAGCCGACGAGGAAGAAACUCCCGAAGAGGGGAGUUACAGUGAGCACAGCGAAGGAGAGCAAAGUGAGGAGGAGGAAGAACAAGACGACGACGAAGAAGAAGAAGAAGAAGACCAGGAGGAAGAAGAGGAGUCGGAGUACGAAGGAUUUGAGGAAGAAGUGCGUGACGAGGCUCGGGCGCAAGCUCAAGUGCAGAAGAGGGAAAAGAUCGCGGCCGGGAAGUGACAGUUGGAAUUCGCCAGCGCAACCGGUCAGCCGCGCACCGACGAUCCGACCCGGAAUCCAGAGCCGCCUAAGCCCGAGG
Messenger RNA from Chara braunii, 3702 nucleotides. Lineage: Eukaryota; Viridiplantae; Streptophyta; Charophyceae; Charales; Characeae. The record is from the annotation of a GenBank genome assembly.